AUGGCGACCCCAAAGCUGCGGAAGACGAGAAUCGUGUGCAUCUCGGACACUCACAACUGCACUGUCAAACUGCCGCCCGGCGACAUCUUGAUCCAUGCUGGGGAUCUCACCAACAAAGGGAGCAAGUCAGAGCGAGCUCACCAGGCGACUUUCGACGGCGUGAAGCUCUCUAGGGCAGUCAAAUGGCUCGAAGAAGCUGACUUUGAAGCCAAGAUUGUCGUGGCAGGGAACCACGAUGUCACUUUGGAUGAGGACUUUUACUUUCAUCACGGUGACAGCUUCCACAACAAGAUCAAGCAGGAUCCGUCCGAGUGUAUCCAAUUGCUGGCUUCAUCGCCUUCCAUCACCUAUCUGUGCCACGACUCGGCAACCAUCCGUCUCAAGUCACCCACGGGGCCGCAUACGGAGUUUACCGUCUUCGGCUCGCCAUACUCUCCUCGCAGCGGACUCUGGGCGUUCUAUUAUGAAGCUCCGAAAAGCCUGGAAGACGACAGCACAGAUCUCACCUCGCUAUGGGAACUUAUCCCGCUUGAGACAGACAUUGUAGUGACACACACGCCACCGCGUACACACUGCGAUACGCCAGAGGGUGAGCGACCUGCGGGCUGCGAGGCCCUACGCCAGGCGCUCUGGAGAGUGAGACCCAAGCUGGCAGUCUGCGGUCACAUCCACGAUGGACGGGGGGCCGAGCGAGUGCUCUGGGACCUAAAGAACAAGACCAAGCCCUAUGCUGAGAGAGUCUCCAUCGGCUGGGAAGACCCGGGUGCGGGUAGCAACAAGAUGAGCCUGGUUGAUCUCACCGGCAAAACGAGCAAGAUGCCGGCCCUCUCAAACGACGGGCUUCACCCGGGGCGGCCUAGCUAUGAGAAUGACCAACAAACAGCCAACACGACAUCAGCGUCCGCGGAGACAUUCUCGAAUAUCUCGGCUCAGCAGGGCUCUAGCGUUGCUGCCCAAGAGAAAAGCGGUCGCGACAGCUCCAGUGGUGACAACAGCAUCAGCAGCGAGCACGCAGUAGGCUACGGGGGUGAUCCAGAAUCCGAUAGCAGCUGUGAUUAUGAAGCAUUGGCGGGGAGAACCGGCCGCAAGGAGACGUGUGUUGUGAACGCGGCCAUCAUGAAGGGCAGCUAUCCUCACAGCGAGGGCAAGCUGUUUAGCAAGCCCAUCGUGGUGGACUUACUCUUGCCCGUGUGGCAAGAGGAUGACAAUGACGACGCUUGA
Molecule: messenger RNA, 1221 nt
Organism: Trichoderma gamsii
Lineage: Eukaryota; Fungi; Ascomycota; Sordariomycetes; Hypocreales; Hypocreaceae
Exons: 3
Coding region: 1-1221 (406 amino acids)
Molecular function (GO): hydrolase activity
Source: RefSeq, a predicted model, not a curated record